This is a messenger RNA of Cladophialophora carrionii CBS 160.54, 849 nucleotides long. RefSeq lists its product as uncharacterized. The record is from RefSeq and is a predicted model, not a curated record. NCBI's taxonomy places the organism in Eukaryota, Fungi, Ascomycota, Eurotiomycetes, Chaetothyriales, Herpotrichiellaceae. Bases 1 to 849 code for a protein of 282 amino acids. The transcript has a single exon.
AUGCGUCGGGGAAGUCUGUUCAUAACACAUCCGUCUGGUGAGAUAACACAUCUUAUCGCGGACGACUUCACCGACCCGUGGCAAGAAUCUCGAGAGACGAUCCUCCUUCAAGGUGGCUUCGCUCGCCACGCAGCAUUCUUCUACCAUUGGGUGCCAGCUCUCUCCCGACACUACAAUGUAAUACGGCGAGAUCUUCGGGGCCAUGGGUAUUCCAGUGCUCCUCCAAUCGCUGAAAAACCGGACGUGUACACUCUCGACGCCAUCCUAGCUGAUAUUAUUGACACGCUUGACCAGCUCAAGAUUGAGAGAGUUCACUUCUUCGGUGAGAGCACAAGCGGUAUGCUGGGAGAAAUUCUUGCCGCCAAGCACCCAGAGAGGCUGCAAAGCCUGACGGUCUGCUCUUCUCCUGCAUAUCUCCCCGAAGGCACCCAGAGGUUCUUGGCUUUCGGAGAAGCGAGCUUCCCAGAGGCAUGUCGGACCCUAGGUUCGCGCAGAUGGGCAGAAAGGCUGAAGGCUCAGCCAGGGACCAUGACACACCCAGACCCAGCAUAUCAUAAUUGGUGGCUAGACCAGAUUUCAGUCAAUUCCGGCGAGGGGCUAGCGAGCUAUGCAGAGUUCCUAGGGACCCUUGAUGCAAGGCCCUAUCUCUCGCAGAUCCGAGUACCGACACUCAUCCUUGCUCCUGCAAACAGCGCUGCCACCAAGGUCGUGGAACAGACAGCAAUCCAGCAACAGAUCGAGGGAAGUAGAUUGGUCGUGGUUGAUGGAGCCGGUCAUGAAAUAUAUGUCGAUAAGGCCGAGCAGUGCAUCAACGAGCUUCUUCACUUCAUCCGGGACACCAAGAUGUAG